Messenger RNA from Symbiodinium sp. CCMP2456, 225 nucleotides. NCBI's taxonomy places the organism in Eukaryota, Dinophyceae, Suessiales, Symbiodiniaceae. The record is from the annotation of a GenBank genome assembly.
AUGAAUCCAGGAGUGCGCCUCAGCACCGCCAGCUAUGGCAAGCCGGCCCUGGCGCAGACCACAGCAACGCCGUCUCCGAGCCCUGCCCCUGCGGCCCCGGUGCCGCUGCUGGAGGAGAAUUUCAAGAGUCGGCUGAACGAAUGGGCGACCAAGAGGUGGCGACAGCCGGCGCCAGAGUUGCUGAAGUAUGACAGUGAAAACACCUCACUGGGCUUCGUUGCCAAG